CCUCUCUCAUCCUCCGCAUUGCCGACUCCAGUAUCCCCCGAAUCAAAACAGAAACGAAGCCGCAACGCUAAAAUGGCUAUUCCUAAACGCCACGAUCCCCGUCCCCCAAAUCCUGCACUUAUCAAACUGUGACAGAAAUCGGAUUGGGAGCAAGUACGUGAUAAUGACGUGUCUAAAAGGCGUAACCGCAGGUAAUGUUUAUGACGAAGUUACAAAGGAUAAGGAAAAGGUGGAUUGUAUCUUAAAUAGAUGGCGGAAUUCCAUAUCCAAUUACAUAAACACCCUUUCCCAGGUCUAGGCGGCCUUUGCAUCGCGCAACUUGGAGAUGUCAUCCCCGGUCCACAUCUCGACGAACAUUAUUACCAA
This is a messenger RNA of Zopfia rhizophila CBS 207.26, 366 nucleotides long. The record is from the annotation of a GenBank genome assembly. NCBI's taxonomy places the organism in Eukaryota, Fungi, Ascomycota, Dothideomycetes, Zopfiaceae.